This is a messenger RNA of Carassius auratus (goldfish), 1642 nucleotides long. RefSeq names its product protein-cysteine N-palmitoyltransferase HHAT-like. NCBI's taxonomy places the organism in Eukaryota, Metazoa, Chordata, Actinopteri, Cypriniformes, Cyprinidae. The annotation marks the transcript as partial. Gene Ontology annotation, biological process: protein palmitoylation. The record is from RefSeq and is a predicted model, not a curated record. Gene Ontology annotation, molecular function: palmitoyltransferase activity. The transcript has 7 exons. Gene Ontology annotation, cellular component: endoplasmic reticulum.
CUUUGGAGUGAGAAUGGGUUGGAGGACCAGUACUACCUCUUGAUCUUCAGUACUGCUGUUUGUAGUUUGCGCUGCAUCAGCUUUUGUCUGGAGUUGUGCUGGCAUCCUCUGCAGGCUGGAGGACCAAACCACUGCCCCCUUUUAGAGGUUAAAGGACUGAAGACACUCAUUUUUCAGUUCUACAAGCUCACUGCUUUCUGUUUCUAUCACCCUCUGUUUUACAAUGGACCCAUUGUGACCUACAGAGACUUCAGUGAACAGAUAGACAAGCCGGUGUGUAAAGUCUCUGCGGUGUAUGUGUUUAGCGGAAUACUGCGCGUGUGUGUCUGGUGGUGUUUAGCCAAAUUCAUGAUCCACGUCAUGUACAUGCACGCCAUCCAGAGCAACGAAAGCUACUUGGAGAUGCUGCCGCCCUGGGCACUGGGUGGUUUGGCUCUUGCAUUGGUCCAGUUUUUCUAUGUCAAGUAUCUGGUUUUGUUUGGAGUGGUGUCUCUGCUUGUCAGAUUGGAUGGGCUUGAGCCGCCCAAGUUACCACGCUGUGUCAGCAUCAUUUACAGCUUCACUGGGAUGUGGGGACACUUUGACAUGGGGCUUGACAAAUGGCUCAUCAGGUACGUGCCACUGGGAGGCUCUCGUCACGGUGUGUUCCGGAAACUCAUCUCCACGGCGCUUGCGUUUGGGUUUGUGUGUUUCUGGCAUGGUUGCCAUGACUACCUGCAGUACUGGGCCUUACUGAACUGGGUAGGGGUGUUGGUGGAGAACGUUCUCGCACUCGUCUCCUCUCGUUCUCUUCAUCACAUUAUUAGGCGUGGCCUAGCACUUAUCUCCGCCCUCUCCACUGCUUUUCUGAUUCUGUCCAAUCUGCUUUUUCUGGGAGGGAUCCAUGUGGGCAGAAUCUUCUGGAAGAGGCUGUUUGUCCAAGGCUGGUCAUCUGUAGCCGUUCCAGUGGUUGCUUUUCUCUAUUGCUUUGCUCAAGUUGGUAUUGAGUGGGACAUGAGAUGACAACACGCCUCAGAGCAGAAUGAUGGGAAGACAACGUUUCUCGCAGAAAACACAGUGAUAUUUAAAGUUUUACCAUCAUUUGGACCAGUCGCAAUGUGGAUAACCAACAUUCCUAUCAACUUCUACAAUAUCAUGUGUUUGUAUUGUAGUUAUGUUGUAUUUGGAGUUUGUGCGUGUGUGGAAAUGAAAUGGUGUGAGUUUGAUGGUUAAUCCUGUCACUGCUUUAUUUAUGAGUUUGUCUGAACACUGAUGGUGCCAGGACACAGCCUGACCAUUGCUCAUUCUCAUUCAUUUUGUCCCUCUGAUCUUCCUUGUCCUGAUCUCUCCAUCUCAACUCAUUUUUUAUAUCCAUCAUUCUCUCUUUCUUGAGUCUACCUACUUCUAUCUUCUUACUUACAGCACAAGCUGCUCUAUGUACUUAAUUAGAUCAGUGAUCUUCUAGCCUGGAGUUUCUCCUUUAUUAGAGAGAGGUAAGACGUGUGUGUUUCGGUGGUAGGGAGAUUACACUUUAAAGAGCUUUAUCUGUGCUACGUACCUUUAUCAGCAUCAGCUAAAUCAUUCAUAAUCCCUUCACAAAAACCUCUCUCUCUGUUUUAAGUUUAGUGUGCUAUUACUGGCAAGAUAAAACUGCAAAUUUGCA